Messenger RNA from Scaptodrosophila lebanonensis, 1661 nucleotides. It is a transcript of the gene GatA, whose product is annotated as glutamyl-tRNA(Gln) amidotransferase subunit A, mitochondrial. Gene Ontology annotation, biological process: mitochondrial translation; glutaminyl-tRNAGln biosynthesis via transamidation. The transcript is spliced from 4 exons. Gene Ontology annotation, cellular component: mitochondrion; glutamyl-tRNA(Gln) amidotransferase complex. NCBI's taxonomy places the organism in Eukaryota, Metazoa, Arthropoda, Insecta, Diptera, Drosophilidae. The record is from RefSeq and is a predicted model, not a curated record. Gene Ontology annotation, molecular function: glutaminyl-tRNA synthase (glutamine-hydrolyzing) activity. The coding region runs from base 62 to 1588 and encodes 508 amino acids.
CAGCUGGGGUUGUUUUGAUACGUUGCGAUUUUAAUCUUCGGCAGGUAAGAGGCAGUAAGAUAUGCGAAGACACCUACAGCUGGGCAUAAAACAGCUUACUGCAAGCUAUGCCGAUGGGCACAUCUCACCACGUCUAGUGGCAGACACCGCGCUAGACGAUGCAGUUAAGUUAAAGACACUAAAUGCGUUCGUGCGUCUAACACCUGAGUUGGCUCUUCAUCAGGCCAAUGAGUCGGCACAUCGCUAUAAGGAGGGCCAAAUACACAGCAAUUUGGAUGGCGUGCCUAUUGCCAUUAAGGAUAAUUUCAGCACGGCCGGUGUGCUGACCACUUGUGCCUCCCGCAUGCUAGAGGAUUUUGUGCCACCGUAUGAUGCUACAGUUUAUGCGCGCCUUCGCGAAGCGGGAACUGUGCUUCUUGGCAAAACGAAUAUGGAUCAGUUUGCCAUGGGUGCCGGCACAGUGGACUCCAUAUAUGGCCCAACGAAAAACGUAUGGAGCGAUGAUCUCAGUAAGGAUAAUUGGCGCAUAGCUGGAGGUAGCUCAGGAGGCUCCGCCUCCGCUGUAGCAGCUGGAAUUUGUUAUGCCGCUAUUGGGUCUGAUACGGGUGGAUCCACACGUAAUCCGGCUUCAUAUUGCGGUGUUGUGGGCCUUAAACCAACAUAUGGUCUUGUCUCACGUUACGGUCUUAUACCCCUUGUAAAUUCGAUGGAUGUUCCGGGAAUAUUUACUCGAUCGAUUGCUGAUUGUGUUGAGGUCCUAAACACAGUUGCAGGCCCGGAUGUAAAAGAUUCUACUACCAUACGGAGACCAUUCAAGAGGCUGCAGUUGCCAAAGUUAGAGGAAAUAGACUUACGAAGUGUGCGCAUUGGCAUACCCAAGGAAUACCACUGUGAAGGACUGUCCACCGAAAUGCUUGAGACUUGGACUAAAGUCGCUGAUUUGCUCGAGAGUGGGGGUGCGACUGUGCGUCAGGUGUCCUUGCCAAAUACAGCGGCCAGCAUUUUUGUUUAUACCAUAUUAAAUCAAUGCGAGGUGGCUAGCAAUAUGGCUCGUUAUGACGGCAUUGAGUAUGGCCAUAGGGCCACCGAUGAUCGAAGUACAGAACAAUUAUAUGCCCAUUCUCGGGCCGAGGGCUUUAAUCAUGUGGUAAAAACGCGCAUUUUGACAGGCAACUUUCUGUUGUUGCGGAAAAAUUACGAUCACUAUUUUGAGAAGGCGUUACGUGUUCGUCGUCUAAUUGCUCAGGACUUUGCAAAGGUUUUUGAAGCAGGGUCUGUAGAGGAAAACGUCGACAUUUUAUUGACGCCGACUACAUUGAGCGAUGCCCCGCUCUACAAAGACUUUGCGGCCCAGAGUAAUCGCGACCAAUGUGCCGUGCAGGACUUCUGUACGCAGCCAGCAAACAUGGCUGGCAUUCCGGCUGUUUCCAUACCAGUUCGAUUGUCUAAGGCUGGCCUCCCACUGAGCUUACAGCUUAUGAGUAAUACCUUAAAUGAAGAAUUACUGCUCACAGUAGCCAGCUGGAUAGAGAACCAGGUUGGCUUUGAUUGCCUCCAAAAUAAACAUGUGUAUGAGGCGAGGUCUUAAUAAGGUUAAUAAGUAAAAAUACAAAUAUAUAUAAAAAGAAUGUUUAUUGCAACCAUUUUUAAGUCUCGGUAAA